Messenger RNA from Brassica napus (rape), 836 nucleotides. RefSeq names its product calcium-binding protein CML39-like. The transcript has a single exon. NCBI's taxonomy places the organism in Eukaryota, Viridiplantae, Streptophyta, Magnoliopsida, Brassicales, Brassicaceae. Gene Ontology annotation, molecular function: enzyme regulator activity; calcium ion binding. The record is from RefSeq and is a predicted model, not a curated record. Bases 214 to 723 code for a protein of 169 amino acids.
AUACGUUUUCUUCUAAAUCUGAAGUUUAAUUAUAUUUGUUUUCUGAAUCUCACACGUUUGAUACGUUUCAUUUUCUUUUUUUAUUAACUCUCAUUCUAUUAUUGGAACUAGAAACAAACUAUAUAUAAAGAGAAACCAUUAAGACCAAUGAGAUAUUCUUACAUCAUAAAAAGAAGAAGAAAACUUGUAGCGUAACUUUUUUUUCUUUUCCUCAUGAAGACUUCUCAACGUCAGUUAUCUUCAUCUUUCACUAAACUCUACGAGAGACUGUCCUCAUUCAGGAAUGGUGAGGACAAUAUAAGAGACUUAGAAGCUGUCUUUGCUUACAUGGAUGCAAACAGAGACGGUAGAAUCUCUGCAGAAGAGCUUAAGAAGAGUUUCAACACAUUGGGAGAUCAACUUUCUGAUGAAGAAGCUGAAGCUGCUGUUAAACUAUCUGAUAUAGAUGGAGAUGGGAUGUUAGAUUUUGAAGAGUUUUCUCAGCUAAUCAAAGGGAAUGAUGAGUUUACAGAGGAAGAGCAGAAGAGGAAGAUGAUGGAAGCGUUUAGGAUGUAUAUUGAUGAAGGUGAAGAUUGUAUUACUCCGAAGAGCUUGAAGACUAUGCUGAUGAAGCUUGGUGAGUCAAGAACGAGUGAUGAUUGUGUAGUGAUGAUCAAGGCUUUUGAUCUUAAUGAUGAUGGAGUUUUAAGCUUUGAUGAGUUUGCUCUUAUGAUGAUGCGUUAAAGAAUCAGCCCAUCCAUUGUUGUUGUGGCUUUACUUGUUGUCAAGUCUUUUUCUGUUUUUCUUGUUUGUUUGCUGGCUGUAAUUUGCUGUAAAUAUGGACUUUGCAAGCAAUA